AUGAUAAUUUCGUCACUUUUCCAGACGACAAUGAUAAUUUGGUCACUUUUCCCAGACGACAAUAAAACAUCCUCUAUUCCAAAAGUACAAACAAUUUUAGAUUAUGCAUUUAAAGAAUGUUCAAAUCUUGAUAAUGUUUUAUUUCCUUCAUCAGUGUCAUCAAUCAAUCAUUAUUGUUUUGCUUCAUGCUCAAAUUUACAUACAAUUGUUUUUGUGAAUUCAAGCUCAGCGAUUAAUUUCGGUUCGAAAUGCUUUUCAAAUUGUCCUGCUUUAGAUUCAAUUACUUUUGGAAGUGUUAUAUUUAGUUCCACAAGAUUUGAAGAAUGUACAGCCCUCAAUACAAUUAAUUUAAGUUUGUUCUCGAGUAUUGAUUAUUUGCGUAAUAUCUUAAAGUCUAUUACAAUUAACUACAUUAAUUAUGAUGACUUUAAUGUUAAUUCCGACUUUUCAUUCUUUUCGAAUUAUACUGUUCUUGAAAAUUUUACGAGUUAUGGGCCAGUAAUAUUAUCAAGCAAGUUUCCUUAUUUUAAAAAUUGCCCAGCCAUUGAAAGAUUUGAAGUGUUUGAAACUUUGUCAAUAUAUCAUUGGCCCAGAGACAUACUCCGUUUGGAUUUUUUUGAAAUAACUUACCUCAAAAACACAAAGAUAAUUAAAAUGGAUAGAUUAAAUAUUUCGGGGUUAUAUGCUUUCGGUUCAAUUGAUUUAAGUUCUGCAGAGUUAAUUUACAUAAACAAGAACCAAGGGGAUAGAAUGCCAAUAUUUAUAUCAAAUCAUUUGGUUGAGCUGUCAUUACCUUUUAUAUUAAUAGAUUUACUAAGAAAAAAUACUGAUUUAUCAAAUCUUACAAAAGUUCAAAUUUUUGAAGGCGGAGCUGAAAUCACUGAACACUUUUUUUCAAAUUGCAUUAAUUUAAAGGAGUUUUCUGUGAUUUCAACUUCAUCCUUUCAUAUAGUUUAUGUUAAUGAAGAAUGCUUUCAAAAUUGCAAAUCAAUUGCUACGUUUAAUUGCUCUUUUGUAGUUAAAUCUUCUGCAGUUUUCAAAAAUUGCUAUUCCCUUCAGAAAAUUACGAUUCAUAACUUUUAUGAUGACAGAAUACGUGAAAAUAUGUUUUAUAACUGUGCUUCUCUUCAAAAUUUAAUCAUUAUUUCUUCAGAUAAGCAUUUAGUAGUCCAAAGUUAUGCAUUUUAUAACUGUCGUUCUCUCACAAAUAUAUCUACUUUAAAAAGCGUUGAUCGUAGUGCAUUUUAUGGAUGUGAAUCCCUUGAAUAUAUUAAUUUAGAGGGAUAUAUUCCAUAUUAUGCAUUUUAUAAUUGUACAUCUCUUAGAUAUAUUAAUUUCACUGGAAAUGUCGAGGAUUAUGGUUUAUUUGGAUGCUCAUCACUGAAAAACAUUUCAGCAACAUAUGGUGUCAGUAAUUACGCACUUGCAGGAUGCACCAAUUUAGAAUGUGCAUAUUUUGAUGAGUAUAUUGGUGAAUGUGCAUUCAAAGAUUGCAUAAAUCUUCGAUCAAUUAACUACACUAAAUUGACUCAAAUCGGAAAUAACGCGUUUUUUAAUUGUUUAUAUCUUUCCAUUGAUUUUAACACUCUGAAGGAAUGCACUAUUAGAUCAAAUUCCUUUAAUGGCUUAAGCAAUUCAACAUUUGACAAUUAUAUUCCGAAAACUUCUCAUUUUGAAUUUCUACAAGCUCCAACAAAUAUUACAAUAAUUAUAAGUUCAGAGGUAACUACGAUAAAUGAAAACAUGUUUUCAGGAUUGAGUUCGAUCGUUGAAGUUAAUAUUCCUAAUAGUGUCUCAACAAUAGGACAAGGUGUAUUUUCAAAUUGCAUAAAUCUUCGAAAGGCAACAUUAUCCAGUUUGAUUUCUUCUAUUCCAGAUGACUUAUUCUCUGGAUGUGUUAAUUUGGAAGUAGUCAUUGUAAACACUAUUUCUACAAUUGGAAAUUAUGCAUUUUCCGAUUGUUAUAAUUUGCAAAAAAUAGAAUUUUCAAAUAAUCCAGAUCCAACUAAAUAUUUGCUGCCAAUUAAUUUAAUCAGCAUAGGUCAUCAUGCGUUUGAAUAUUGUUAUUCAAUUGAGAAACUUUUCUUAGGGAAUUUGCUGCAAACAAUAGGAAAUAGUUCAUUUAUAAACUGUCAAAUUACAAAAGUAGAAUUUGGAAACGCAUUGACAUCAAUCGGAAGCUAUGCAUUUUAUAACUGCACUCUAAUUGAUAAUUUGAUUUUCUUUGAUAAUUUGGAAACUAUCGGCAAUUAUUCUUUCUACAAUUGUUGCUCAGUUGAAAAAAUCGUUUUUGGAAAGAACUUAAUAUCAAUCGGAGAUUAUGCAUUCUUUAAUUCUCCGUUAAUAGAAUCUAUUGAAAUUCCUUCAAAUGUCGAAAAGAUUGGACAAUCUGCAUUUUGUGUGUGCAAAAGCUUGAAAUCUUUUAUAUGCAAUACAAGUAAAAUUCAAAUUAUUGAAACAAAUCUAUUGGCAUUUUGUAUUUCUUUAGAACUUAUAGCAAUGCCAAAUACUGUUACUGAGAUUCAAGAUGGUUCAUUCUUAAAUUGUAAAAAUUUAUCUUCAGUUACUAUCCCUCAGUUGACUGAGUCUAUUGGAAAGCAAGCAUUUCAUUCAUGUUCAAAUAUAUCUGAUAUUUUCUUAGGCGAUAAUUUGAAACACAUUGGAGAUGAAGCAUUUUAUAGAUGUAAUAAACUUAAGGAUGUUAAAUUCCCAACUAACUUAAUUGAUAUAGUUAAAAAUGCAUUCUUCAGUUGCUACGAAUUUAAAGAAGUAAAAUUUCCAAAUAAUAUGUAUUCAAUAGGAGAAGGCGUAUUGAGGUCGUGCUUUAAUAUUAUAUCUGUUACAAUUUCAAGGAAUUGUAAGGUUGGAGUUAAUGCAUUCGAAGGUUGUCGCAAUCUUGUUUUGGUUCAUUUAGGAGGAAACUCUAUGUUUUCUCAAAAUAGUUUUGAUAGUUCUGCAAAUCACUCUAUUUCAAUCAUUUAUUCAGGCAAUCAAGACACAUUUGAUAAUCAUCAUCUUUUGGAAAUCCAGAGAAUCCAAAAAGAUAUCAAAGUAACUUGUGAAUAUAGUCUGGAAAAGUAUUGUGAAAUUGUUGUCAUAAAGCCAAUAGCAUGUUCUGAUAAAGACUGUAGAGAAAUUGAAAAAAUGAGUUGUGCAAAAUUUCCUAAACAAAUCCUUGCAGCAUCCGCCCAUAUUAUAUUUAGUAAAAAAUAA
Molecule: messenger RNA, 3213 nt
Organism: Trichomonas vaginalis G3
Lineage: Eukaryota; Parabasalia; Trichomonadida; Trichomonadidae
Product: antigen BSP-related family
Exons: 1
Coding region: 1-3213 (1070 amino acids)
Source: RefSeq, a predicted model, not a curated record